Dermacentor silvarum is the source of this 1340-nucleotide messenger RNA. RefSeq names its product 2-Hydroxyacid oxidase 1-like. Lineage: Eukaryota; Metazoa; Arthropoda; Arachnida; Ixodida; Ixodidae. Gene Ontology annotation, molecular function: oxidoreductase activity; FMN binding. The record is from RefSeq and is a predicted model, not a curated record.
ACAGACGAGUGUGCUGCAAGCAAUGCAAGCUGCAAUAACGAGACCAUAAUCACUGUGGAUGACCUCCGACGCUUUGGCCUGCCCAAGCUCAACAAGAUGGUGCGCGACUACUACGAGAGUGGUGCGGAGGAGCAGACACUGCGAGAAAACGUAGAAGCCUUCAAGAGGUGGCGGAUGCUGUACCGCGUCCUUGUGAACGUGAGCCAAAGACACCUGAACACGACUGUACUCGGAAAGCGCGUGAGCAUGCCCUUCGGCAUUGCGCCAUCGGCCAUGCAGAAGAUGGCACACUCUGACGGGGAGAACGGCACUGCUGUGGCCUCCGAAGCAGCGGGUACGGUGAUGAUCUUGAGCACCCUGAGCUCGACGUCCCUAGAAGAAGUCAGAUCAGCCGCGCCAGACGCCACGCUCUGGUUGCAGCUGUACGUCUUCAAGAACCGGACCCUCACGCAGGAGCUCGUACGGCGAGCCGAGUGCGCGAACUUCACGGCAGUGGUGUUGACGGUGGACGCACCGACGUGGGGACAAAGGAUCCCAGACGUCCGCAACACCUUUGUGAUACCCAAUGGCAUCAGUUUAGGUAAUUUCGACGACUCCAUUUACGCCAACUUCAAUAUGACGAAUGCCACCAGCGGCUCCGGUCUCACCAAGUACACGAACGACUUCUUCGACCAGUCGCUGACGUGGCAGGAUGUUGAUUGGCUCAAGAAUAUCACGUCGCUACCCGUGGUGCUCAAAGGAAUCAUAACCGCAGAGGACGCCGAGCUUGCUGUGCAGCAUGGCGCCCAUGCCAUUCUUGUGUCCAACCAUGGAGGUCGACAGCUGGAUGGAGCACCGGCCACUAUCGAGGCAUUGUCGGCGAUCGUGCAAGCCGUGGGGAACCGCACGGAGGUCUACCUGGACGGUGGCGUGCGGACAGGAAGUGACGUCCUCAAGGCGAUUGCCCUUGGUGCCAGAGCUGUAUUCGUCGGUAGACCUGCGCUCUGGGGACUUGCCUACAACGGAACCGUUGGCGUCAAGAAAAUGCUGGACAUCUUUAGGACGGAACUUUACAGGGCUCUAGCACUCAUGGGUCACUCAUCCGUGGACACUCUUCGGCCACAUAACUUGAUUCGCCAGGAACGCUAUGGCCUUCUAUAAAAGGCUUCUGGUAGUGCGAACCCUACUACGAAAUGCCAAAUAGCUUACGCAAGAAACAUGAAAUACUGCGCAUUAUCAACGGGAAAAGAAACUAAAGGCCCGACAUAGCGCACUGUCGUGUCGCUAAUCCCCCUUAUUUCCACGCAUUUAUAGCGCGGCGUUUCAACUUCUCAGCGAAAAUAAUUCUGAGUCUGAAAAAG